Molecule: messenger RNA, 4035 nt
Organism: Colossoma macropomum (tambaqui)
Lineage: Eukaryota; Metazoa; Chordata; Actinopteri; Characiformes; Serrasalmidae
Gene: mgme1
Product: mitochondrial genome maintenance exonuclease 1
Exons: 4
Coding region: 558-1574 (338 amino acids)
Biological process (GO): mitochondrial DNA replication
Cellular component (GO): mitochondrion
Molecular function (GO): single-stranded DNA exodeoxyribonuclease activity
Source: RefSeq, a predicted model, not a curated record
AGAAAAAUACCUUCACAUAUGACGUUUGCCCACACAGAUCUGUAAUUACAUAUCUAAAAUGAGAAAUUUUGUAAAUCCAUUGCUAUUUUUAAAGCAUUUCAGUUUUAGAUGAAUCCCAAAAGGUAUUCUUUUUUGUUUUUCUUUUUUUUUUUCUUUUCUUUUUCCUCUGUUGUUGUUUCACAAAUAAAUUCAUUAUUUAUUUAUUUUUUGGUCAUUAUUAUUCAGCUGAGCUUUAAUGUGUCCUACUGUUAUUCUGUUAUUGUGCAAACAGUAAUAAUGAAAAAGUAAACUAGAUCAGCCGGAACGAUUGUUUGGGGCAACUUCUAGUUUGAAGCCCGGGAUUCGGACCAGUACGUGAAAUGGCUUCAUGGGAAAUGUAGUUUUACAGAGGAAGCUGCAGGUGUUUUGAGCAGCUCUAGUACUACAAUUCCCUACUAGCUCGGUAGUGUCACAUUCAAAGGAACUGUUGUGGCGUGAGCCGAGAGAAGUUUGCUGGGUUCACGGCGUGUUUGCGAGAGUGUUUUUGAAAAGCUUUCGCCUCUAAACGGUCCGUCAUAAUGCGCGUGUGUGCGCUGUGCUCUCUGUCUGUGGCCCGCGCGGGUCUCGGCUCUGGACUUUUCUCUCUCCGACGCUCGUUUUCCUCUCUGCCGGCUCUGUGCGCGCGCAAAAAGAGCAGUGAGUACAGCUGUGUGGACUCAGAGCAUUACUCCUCACUGGUCAGGGCCGUGGUGUCCACAAGAACCAGCGCACAGACCCCGGAGAGCAUUGAAAGCGAAGACGCCCGGCUCUUCGGGGCCGUUGUGAGAUCCAAACCGAGACAGGCGCCCAAAAAAACGCUUAAAAAUCCGUGUCCGCUGUUGAACGAAGCCAAGAGCAGCAUCUGGUCAGAGCACGAAGAAGGAGCGAUGACCCGAAUAGCUCUGCAGAGAAAUUCGGACCAGCCCGCUCUGCCCAGCGUGACCAAGGUACUGCAGAAGACCAUGUCUGCCAGCCAGCUGUUCUACCUGGAGAGGUGGAAGAGAAGGAAGAUUGCUGAGCUGGGAGAGGAAGGCUUCAAGGAGUACAGCAUGAAUCUGUUUAAGCAGGGUAAGCUCUUCCAUGCUGCUAUUGAAGCAGCUUUAACUCAAGAAACCCCCCCAAAAGAAGAUGUGGAGUGUCCAGAGUGUCCAGAUGAAGUCGCUGGGUAUUUGCAAAGCAUCAGUCAUGUGCUGGAGGAUGUCACAGGGGUCAGAGCCAUUGAGAGUGUUGUGGAACAUCAGUCACUGAAAUACUUGGGCAUUAUGGAUUGUGUCGCCAUGUACAGGGGUUCCUUGUGUGUUAUAGACUGGAAGACAUCAGAGAAGCCUAAGCCUUUCCUUCAUAACACGUACGAUAAUCCUUUGCAAGUGGCUGCCUACAUAGGGGCCUUAAACAGUGACAACAACUACAGCUAUCAGGUAGAAAAUGGAUUGAUUGUAGUUGCCUACAAAGAUGGCUCCCCAGCCCAUUCUCAUCGUCUGAGUGCGGAGCAGGUGACGCAGUACUGGGAGAAAUGGCUCUUCCGUCUAGAGGAGUAUAAGGAGAAGGACGUGUAACCCGAACUUUGCAAACCUUUAAUGUGGAACUGUAGCUUCCAGGUUCAGUGGAGGUUUUAAGAGAUAUUUUACGGUUUUAGGUUUAUAAAAAAAACAUGUGAGAUUAGUAGUGGGCUGUAUAUUGGUUGAAAUUAUUCCUCAGGUAUGAGUUUGGUCGCAACCGUUAUACAGUUUCCGAGGCAGCGAACAUAAAGAAAUGGCCGUUUUGGGGGGAUUAUCCUUAGCCCAAGAUGGACACCUGUGCACUUGUGUUUAGUUUCAUUGUGCCAAAAAGGAGCCACCUGAUGCGAUUAGCUGCUUCUGACCUCAUUCUUAGGGUUUGUGCAUCCAAGCCGUGGACCAGCUGUACUGAAUGACUGUAAUGUUUUCCAAAUUCCUGCAGUGUCUGACGUUUCAUAGGCACAAGUGUACGGUACGCACGUAUGACACCAAUGACUUCAGAAAUGUGAUGAAGCUGAAGUUGGCUUCUUAUUUGAAUUUCCUUUUCUGUACAGUUGCCAGAAUAUGCUGCUCCAUUUAAGCUGAAGUGAAAAUUCAAACAAAUAAUAAGCUGCCCAAUAAGAGGCCAACUUCAGCCUUGUAGAAAUGAAGAUAUGAAACAACAUUUAGCACUGCUUUUGUCUGGCCCAUUGAGCCAGUGUUAGAAAGCAGUACUGACUAACAAUCUAUAGAUUGUUCACUUUUGUUUUUACUAUUUUGCACAAUAAAAACAUUUCAGAUUUAUUUUGUUUGCUAAAAAUGGUUCCAAUUAAAAAGUGGAGGGACAUCCCAGAAUAGUGAGCCACUGUUAUCUUAAAAAUAUGUUUACUUAAGCAACUAAAAUGGCUUUAGUUGAAAAAAUGUAUAUACCGUGAUAUAUACCGAUACCGAAAUUCUAAUUGGUACCACCCCCUGCUACACGAGAUCAGUAUAAAGUAGUGUUUAUAAUAUUCUUAUUUACCUGCAUUUUUUGUUGUAUAUGUGAGAAAUAUGCACUACUUGACUUUGAUCCUCCAUGCUACAAGUUCAGCUAUUCCAAUAAAUUUACAAAGGCCACUGUAGGAGAUGUUGAAGGGGAAUUCCACUGAUUUUUCAAAAUUUCUGUGUAAUUUAAUCCUUGAGAUGUAAACAAAGUGUUUAGAUGUGAAGUAGUUAAUUGUAAAGUAACUUAAUGACUCAGAUUUCUUUACACUUGUGGUGGUAGGACCCAGGAAUUGUGAUGUCUACAACACAAAUACAGCUGUUUUUUGACUGUCAAAAAUGACCAGUGAACCCACACGUCUUUUAUGUUGUUAUAUGCAAUGCUGGCAAUGGGAGAUUAGAAAAACAGGGUAUUAUUUGGCCUUGCAAUGCCCAUCUCUGCCAUGAAUGGACUUACAUACAUUUGGACUAAAAUACAUUUAGGAGUACUUAUUUCGGAGUACUUAAAUAUUCCUUCUCAAAGCAAUCACAAAAGAGUGUCUCAGGCAAUAUGCAAUGAUUUCAUAACUAUUUCAUGUAAAUUUAUUGUGAGAUUAAAUGCUUUGGACAUCUGGUUCCUACCAUGACCGCUGUGAACAGGCACAUUUCACAUUGAACUGCUCUGAGUGACUGUUUAUAUUUUAAAGACCUAACUGUGCAGAAAUGUUAAAGAAAUCAGUGGUAUUCACCUUUAAGACUUGGUCUUUGACCCCUCUCCAAACGCUGAUAUUACCCACAUUAAAACAGACCACUGGGGUGUUUGAACUAGAUUUGUUUUACUUCUGCCUACACCGUGUGUAGUUCUGGCAGGUAUGUGCCUGACGUUUUUCUUUAGAUUUGUUCUAAAAAAUAAAGUGCGUUUUUGGGUGACAGUAAAUGCUGAAGGUUUCUUUUUUUCAUAAUGUUUGUGAGUCUUUUGUUUAUCAUCCUUCAGACUAAUAUUGUAUUUCUCUAAAUCCUUGAUGUCACAAUCAACAAAGGUACUAUUUAAGAAGAUUUUCCCCUGAAAUUAACCUUCAGAAAGGAACCUUCAGACUAUCUGGCUAAGCAGUCCAAGUGCUUAUUAAGCAGCAAUUCAGACAUUUCCUCAUGGCUUCCUGAUGAUCAUCCUCUGUAAUACGCUCACAGAGCAAACGUUAGAUAAUCAUCAGUGUUGAAGUGCUGACUAUGUAAGUGGUGCUCAGAGAACUGUGUGGCCUCUAAGGAUGAUUGGUUUACUUUAGCAGGCUAGCCUGUAUUUUACAAGUGAGACAGUAUCCACCCUGUGCUGGAAGGUUCGGCUGUUGUUCUAAUGUGACCCAAAGUGUUUUGGCAGGUAGUCAUUGUACAAGUGGAGCCAUAUCCAAGGAGGAAACAGAGGCUAAAUUAACAGCCUGAUAGCAGACUUGAGCUCAUGUAAAUUUCACUUCACUGAAACUGUUCAUUUUUAACUAUACAGAAAACAUUUAAUUAUCACUCUUAGCAUUUUGAGUUUAAUUAUCACUGUUAGCAUUUUGUUUGUACUGCCUGCAGCUUUCAUCUG